Lactuca saligna is the source of this 1653-nucleotide messenger RNA. Lineage: Eukaryota; Viridiplantae; Streptophyta; Magnoliopsida; Asterales; Asteraceae. The record is from the annotation of a GenBank genome assembly.
UUUGGUAAAAUAAUUCUUGUUAAGCAACAACCAGAACAGAUCAUGAUUGAUCUCUUCCAGGAGAUUACAACUCCAAAAGCUUCAAUUUUUGAGAUUCCGACGAGGCUGAGCGCAGAUCCGAGCAUUGUUGAUCUUUCGGGUGAAGGAUGUUGUUUUAAAUCCCCAUUUUUAUGGGUUUCAUCGAACUGUUUUGGAGUUGAAGAUGGAACUGUUUUGAAAACCUUCAAUCAUCUCCUUCAUAGAAAUAGAAAGGUGGAUUUCAUCGAACAGUUUAACGAAAAGCUUCUUGUGAAACAAGAGAAUGAAAAUCUUCAUAUUCUUGAUGUACGUAAUUCUGAGUUAACAGAAGUGAGUAGAACAGAAUUCAUGACACCAUCAGCAUUCAUCUUUCUAUAUGAGAAGCAGCUGUUCUUGACAUUCAGGAACAAAACAGUUGAUGUUUGGAAUUUUCGUGGGGAGCUUGUGACAUCAUUUGAAGAUCAUUUAUUAUGGCAUCCAGAUUGCAACACCAACAAUAUAUAUAUCACAAGUGAUCAGGAUCUUAUUAUUUCAUAUUGUAAAGUUGAUUUUGAUGAUCCUUUAACAGAAGGAAGUGCAGGAUCGAUCAAUAUCAGCAAUAUUCUAACAGGAAAAUGUCUAGCAGAUCCAAAGUUUCACUAUUUCAGAUAAAUUUAAUUGAUUAGCUUGGCAGUUAUUCCAUCCUAAGUCCUUCAUUUCAACCUUGGGAUUCAAACUCGAAACCAUUAUAGCAAUAUACUUAAAUAUAAAAAUAUUUUUUAUGCAUGUUUCUGUUCAACUGUGCUGAUAUAUGUGUUACAUUUUCUGGAAUCGUAGACAGUGUCAUAUUAUGGAGAAAGUGCAUUUUGGUCCUUUUAUAGAAAAAUGAAAUUUAAUAACAAAACUUUAUAAAAUAUGCAGAAAAAUAGCAUUGUACUUUAUAAAAAUAUGAUUUUUAAAUUUUUUUACAAAGGAAAGUACAAUGUUUUUGCUUUGUGACUAUGUGUUGUAAAAAAAGUUGCAACAAAUGUGACUGUUUUGCCCUUGCUCAGAAAACUAAUUCUAACUAAAAAAAUCAACAUGUAACCCUUGGUCCAAAACUACUCAAUAAUUUGCUAAUAGUCACAUUUGUUGAUUUUUAUAUACAUUUUGGUUAAACAUGAACUAUUCCUACAAAUGCGUAUUUUUUAAAAAAAAUUACCAUAAUACCCUUUUAGCUCAUAAUUGCAUUAGAAUUUGAUUUCCCAACUCUGAUGUAUUAUGAUUUUGCUGCAUACCCUAUUGUAGACUCUAAAAAUAAAAGUAUCCAUUUGGAACUUGCUACCAAGGUAAGAUUUUUACCUAUGAUAUUAUAUUGGUUGUCUCUAUUUAAGUAUACAUCUAAGGGUUAGCAUAUUCAAUUGAGUUUUAACCACCCUUAUUUGUUUGGAUUCCAUGUGUUUCUCAAUGACAAAAGACAAAAAAAUCAAUUUAUGAUCACUUUUUCAAAGUUGAAAAAUUAUUUCCAAUGAUAAACCAACCAAAUAUCUACAAAGUGCCAAAAAUUAUUAAUUAAUGUUUAAUGUCUACAUCAUUAUUGUCAUCAUCUUUGAUAAGUAUGUAGCUUUUAUUUUAUUUGUUUAUUUAUUGAAAUAGUUAAUUUAUUCAUUAUAGAUU